Molecule: messenger RNA, 750 nt
Organism: Theileria annulata
Lineage: Eukaryota; Apicomplexa; Aconoidasida; Piroplasmida; Theileriidae
Product: eukaryotic translation initiation factor 6, putative
Exons: 4
Coding region: 1-750 (249 amino acids)
Biological process (GO): ribosomal subunit export from nucleus; assembly of large subunit precursor of preribosome; maturation of 5.8S rRNA
Cellular component (GO): preribosome, large subunit precursor; nucleolus; cytosol
Molecular function (GO): ribosomal large subunit binding
Source: RefSeq, a predicted model, not a curated record
AUGGCCAUACGGGCUCAGUAUGAGAACAGCAACGAAGUUGGAGUGUUUUCCACUUUGACUAACUCGUAUGCACUGGUUUCGCUUGGAUCUUCCACUAAUUUUUCGAGUCUUUUUGAGGCAGAAUUGACUCCUCACAUCCCAGUAGUUCACACUACCAUCGGUGGUACAAGAGUUAUAGGAAGGGUAUCAGUAGGAAAUAAAAAAGGACUUUUGGUGUCCAGCAUUUGUACAGAUAAAGAAUUAAGGCACCUGAGAAACUCACUCCCUGAUUCCGUAGAAAUUCGAAGAAUAGAUGAAAGAUUAUCAGCUCUAGGAAAUUGUAUAUCAGCAAAUGAUUAUGUUGGAUUAAUUCAUGUCGAUAUGGAUAAAGAAACCGAGGAAAUAGUAGAAGAUGUUUUGGGGAUCGAGGUUUUCAGAGCCUCAAUAGCCGGAGAUGUUUUAAUCGGAAGUUAUACUAGAUUUCAAAAUAAAGGAGGACUGGUUCAUGUAAAAACUACAACCAGUGAAAUGGAAGAACUUUCACAACUUUUACAAAUUCCACUAACCUCAGGAACUAUUAACAGAGGCUCAGAUGUUAUUGGAGCAGGAAUUGUCGUCAACGACUGGGUCGCAUUUUGUGGAAUGUCAACCACCGCUACUGAGAUUGCGACAGUUGAAAGAAUUUUUAACUUGGCAAGACCAUCUGGGCUCAAUUCUUCUAUCAUCGAUUCCUAUAGUCUUAAGAGUGCAUUAAUUGACACAUUAAUUUAA